Micromonas commoda is the source of this 727-nucleotide messenger RNA. RefSeq lists its product with no specific name. Gene Ontology annotation, biological process: cobalamin metabolic process. The record is from RefSeq and is a predicted model, not a curated record. The transcript has 2 exons. Lineage: Eukaryota; Viridiplantae; Chlorophyta; Mamiellophyceae; Mamiellales; Mamiellaceae. Bases 36 to 521 code for a protein of 161 amino acids.
CUAUGCUGCUACCGGUGACCACAACAGUUUGGGGGAUGGAGUAUUCGGUACACACGUGCCCGAAACGACACAAAUCAGAGGCCGAAGCGAUGUUUCCGGGCCUCGACGUUGACGACCUGCUCAUCAUCCCCACGUGCCAGAGGACCAGGAUAGACCUGGUGCAGACGGGCGAGGACGCUGACAUAGAGAAGGAUUUAUGCCUUGAGCGGUACGUUGCGUUUGCCAAGCGGGUUACCGACAGGCUAAUGGCUGAUGGGCACUGGGCGGACUACAUUGACCCGUGCUCUGGCCUAAGCAUGGUGAAUAAAGACUCACAACAAAUAUACGGCGAGGUCGACGCACUAGUGACGCUUCUAAACUAUCAAACGAUCAAUACUGGAUGUUGCAAGAUUGCGUUGCAUCCGACCUGGGGUAGUGCCAUGUACCCGGCAUCAAUCUUCACCAAGGCACCAGUGACAGCUUUGCAGCGUGCCGUGCAAGUGACAGAGGCUGAAAUUCGUGAACAUGACCCGGCUGCAUGACACGAAGGCCGAGGGACGGGGCGACUUAGGGGCAUUUAUAAACUUGAACUCGACCAGUUCCAUUUCUUCAGACAAAAAAAGUACAUUCGUAUGAUACAGUUGAAUGUAAGCCGGGAUUCCCAUCUCAUACCUUGGUACGAAACUCGUAAGAAGGUACCUUCGUACCUUCGUACAUUUUAAUUUAAGACAGGGCUUCGCCACGAAAA